This is a messenger RNA of Anneissia japonica, 1118 nucleotides long. RefSeq names its product neuropeptide S receptor-like. The transcript has 2 exons. Bases 21 to 896 code for a protein of 291 amino acids. Gene Ontology annotation, biological process: G protein-coupled receptor signaling pathway. NCBI's taxonomy places the organism in Eukaryota, Metazoa, Echinodermata, Crinoidea, Comatulida, Comatulidae. Gene Ontology annotation, molecular function: G protein-coupled receptor activity. Gene Ontology annotation, cellular component: membrane. The record is from RefSeq and is a predicted model, not a curated record.
AUCAGGUACCGACGAUCACCAUGUCAGUCAACGUUACUGCACCUAAAUUUGCCUACGGACCCCUCACUUUAGCAUUCAUUGUCGGCUUGUUCUUAUUAUUAAUUGUUCUGAUUUUAACACUGAAUGCUCUUAUGAUUGUCUCUAUCAUACGCAAACGCGAGCUUCUUGAGAAGCCGACUAACGUCUUGAUCAUCGGACUUGCGUUCAGUGACUUUGUAACAGGCUUUGUAGGUGUACCAGUAUACAUCCCGAGUGUUGUAACUGGGAAGCAAUUAGAAACUAUGGAUAAAGAUGACCCAAACCUACUGGUUAUUAUAAUAUGUAUAUCGAUGUCUAUUGUAUUUCAUUUGCUUUUGACUAUCGAUCGAUAUAUAUCGAUUGUGUAUCCGUAUCGGUAUCUGAAUAUUACUGCAAAAAGGACGGUGUUUGUGACCUGUGCGUCUGCGGGCACUAUCAUUUUUCUAAUUGGUCUUAGAACCUUUGUAGGAGGUCGUUUUGCAUUGUUAUGUUUGCUUGUCCUUGGUAUUUCUCAACUGCUGAUGCAAAUAAAAGUAAUGAGUAUUGCAGUGAAGAUGUCAAAAUAUCGGCAAAAUGAUCAGACAUCCAGAAAUGAGUUGAAAGCCAUCAAGAUGACUAUAUUGAUCUUCAUUGCAUAUGACGGAUGCUUUCUUCCAAAGUUUUUCUUUAUAGUCUUGCAACAGUCAGCCUAUCAGUUAAGUUUAUCAAUUCUCACCAUGCUUCGAGUAUUGACCGAUAUAAUUUGGAUAAGCAAUAGUAUAGUGAAUCCCAUCAUUUGUGCCAUGACUAAUUUGGCAAUAAAGAAAGCAUGUAGGGAAGUUUUCAACAUUAUAUUAAAAAAACACAGCGUGCACCCUCUAAGAAAUGGAGAUACUUAGGCAUAUCUCUAUUUCUAUUUGCUAAUGACUGGAUGAUGGCUUUGCACUCGUAAAAGAACUCAGUACUAAUCAGACAAGAGUAAGAUGGUGUAAACCCACUAAUAUAACAAUCAUCCACUUUCAACUAACCACGUUGUAACAAAAAUCAACCACUGUUGUAACAUCAACCACUGCCCUAUAAUUCACAUUUUUCGUUAGCAACAACUUGCCAACGACAUGCAU